GGAGCCACCAUCCUGAGGCUCAAUUUAGAUCUUCCACUGCCCCAAUCCGACGCUCCCUUUCGCACGGCCAAGCUCGGAGGAGCGAGCAGCGGAGAAGGGGGGUUGAGAGUCCCACUAACUGCUGUCAGAGGAGGGAACUAGAAGGCUGAAACACCUCCUGCGGAAUCUGCAGGGUUCUUCCGAAGCAGGAUGCAGCUGCCUGACGCUGCUGCGAAAAUGAGGGGCUCCCUGCUCCUCGCUCCCCACCUUCUGUGCCUUCUGAUCGCGUCUUGGGUUCCUCCAGCAGCUGCGGGGCCCAGUUUUCUGGUGACAGCUCCUAGUGUCAUCAGACCAGGAAUCAACAUGAGCAUUGGAGUGGAACUUCUGGAGAAUAGCCCCUUUCAAGUCCUGGUGAAGGCUGAAGUGCUCAGGAGCCAGCUAAACAUUACAGUCCUGGAAGCAGAAGGAAUAUUUGAAAGAGGUUCAUUUGGGACUCUUGUUCUUCCAGCACUACCCUUGAAUAGUGCAAAUGAAUUGUAUGAAUUACGUAUCACUGGAAAUGCUCAGGGUCGAACUUUGUUCUCUGAUAAAACCCAUUUGAUUUUUGAGACCAAGAGAUUAACUGUCUUCAUCCAAACCGACAAGUUCCUUUACAAACCAAAACAAGAGGUGAAAUUUCGUAUUGUCACUCUCUUCUCUGACCUCAAGCCAUAUAAAACUGCUGUAGAUCUCCUAAUUAAGGACCCCAAAUCAAAUUUGAUUCAACAGUGGUUGGAUGAGCAAGGUGACCUUGGAGUUAUUUCCAAAACAUUUCGACUAUCUUCAAAUCCAAUAGUUGGUGAUUGGUCUAUUCAAGCACGAGUGAAUGGCCAGACCUAUUACCAGUCAUUCCAAGUUUUAGAAUAUGUGUUACCCAAAUUUGAAGUUACUCUCCAGACUCCUUUAUAUCAUUCUUUGAAUUAUAAAAGUUUAAAUGGUACUGUCAAUGCAAAGUAUACAUAUGGAAAACCAGUUAAAGGUGAUGUAACACUCAUAUUUGUGCCUCUAUCCAUCUGGGGAAUAAAGAAAACUAUUACCAAACAUUUUGAGAUAAAUGGAUCUGCAAAUUUCACAUUUAAUGAUCUAGAGAUAAAAAAUGUCAUGAAUAAUGCAGAUGAACUACGUUACCCCAGUGAUAUGUCUUCUCCUGGGCCAGUAGAAAUUACUGCUGUAGUGACGGAAUCACUCACAGGAAUCUCCCGAAAUGCAAGUUCCAAUGUAUUUUUCAAGGCAAAUGACUACACCAUUGAAUUUUUUGAUUAUGCUACUGUCUUGAAGCCUACUCUCAACUACACAGCUACUGUGAAGAUAACCCGCUCUGACAAUGUUCGGUUGACUCCAGAAGAAAUUAGAAACAAAAUAACCCUGACCAUAACACAGACAAACUACACCAAUUAUUGGGACAAAUGGAACAAUGAAGAUCAGGAAAGGGAAACUGUCCAGAUCCUAAAUUACACAGUUCCAGAAAAUGGAAUCAUUCAUCUUGAAUUCCCAUUAUUGGUUAAUACCAGUCAACUGCAAGUGAAGGCUUCUUUUCUUGAGAGUGUGAAUACCUUAUCAAUUCAUGGCAUGUUUAGAUCUCCUAGUAUGACAUAUAUCCAGUUAAAAACAGCAAGUGAAAAUGUAAAGGCUGGCUCACCUUUUGAACUGACCGUCAGUAGCAACAAGCCACUGAAGGAACUAAGUUAUAUGGUGAUAUCCCAAAGUCAGCUGGUUGCAAUAGGCAAAAAGAAUGCUUCAACUUUUUCUUUAACACCAGAAAAUUCUUGGGCUCCAAAAGCCUGUAUAAUUGUGUACUAUGUUGGAGAUGAUGGGGAAAUUAUAAAUGAUGUUUUGAAAGUUCCUGUCCAACUUGUCUUUAAGAAUAAGAUCUCACUAUCUUGGAAUAAAAUUAGUGCAGAACCAUCUGAAAACGUUGCUCUUAAAGUUUCUGUGACUCAGCCUGGAUCCCUAAUAGGACUUGUUGCUGUUGACAAAAGUGUAAAGUUGAUGAAUGGCUCAAAUGACCUGACAGAAGAAAGUGUGAUCCAUGAACUGGAAUUGUACAAUACUGGCUAUUACUUAGGCAUGUUCACAAAUUCCCUUGCAGUCUUUCAGGAAUGUGGCCUGUGGGUAUCAACGGAUGCAAAUCUUGUGCAUGAUUAUCUGUAUGAAAGUUUUAAUGGAGAGUUCGUGGAGAUGGAUAAAGCAGAUGAUGUAGUCAUGCUUACGAAUGAUAGAAACGACAUGACAGAUCUAGCAUCUGGAGGUGCAUUUCUAGCGGGCAAUGGUCCAUCUAUCAGAAAACAUUUUCCAGAGACCUGGCUUUGGAUAGACACCAAUAUGGGUUCUCGGACUGACAGAGAAUUUGAAGUUACUGUGCCUGACUCCAUCACUUCCUGGGUAGCUACUGCCUUUGUGAUCUCUGAGGAUUUAGGACUUGGAAUGACAACUGCUCCAGUGGAGCUUCAAGCCUUUCAACCAUUUUUCAUUUUUUUGAAUCUUCCUUACUCGGUUAUCAGAGGGGAACAAUUUGUUUUAGAAGUAACCAUAUUCAAUUAUUUGAAAGAUGCCAGUGAGGUGAUGGUAACCCUCGAGACAAGUGACAAGUUUGAUAUUCUUAUGAAUUCUAAUGAAAUAAAUGCCACAGGACAUCAGCAGUCCAUAUUAGUACCAAGUGAGGAUGGGGGAACUGUGCUUUUCCCAAUCAAACCAAUGUAUUUAGGAGAGAUUCCAAUCACUGUGACAGCAGUUUCACCUAGUGCCUCUGAUGCCAUCACCCAGAACAUUUUAGUAAAGCCUGAAGGAAUUGAGAAAACAUAUUCACAGUCUCUCCUCUUGGACCUGACUGGCAACAAAUUAUCAACUACAGCCCAAAGUUUGAACUUCACCUUCCCUCCUGACAGGGUUAUUGAUAGUGAAAAAAUUCAUAUUACUGCUGUUGGAGAUAUCAUUGGGCCUUCUAUCAAUGGCUUAGAGUCCUUGAUUCGGAUGCCUUAUGGCUGUGGUGAACAGAAUAUGAUCAACUUUGCUCCAAAUAUUUAUAUUUUGAAUUACCUGAGUAACACAAGACAGCUGACAGAUAGUGUGAAAGACAAAACCAUCUCAUUUAUGAGGCAAGGCUACCAAAGAGAACUUCUCUAUCAAAGGGAUGAUGGUUCUUUUAGUGCUUUUGGAAAUGAUGAUCCCUCUGGGAGCACAUGGUUAUCAGCUUUUGUUCUAAGAUGUUUUCUUCAAGCUUCUUCUUAUAUAGAUAUUGAUCAGGAUGUGUUACACAGAACAUUUUCCUGGCUCAAGAAACAUAUAAAACCCAAUGGUGAAUUCUGGGAACCAGGAAGAGUGAUCCAUAGUGAUCUUCAAGGUGGCAAUAAUAGUCCAGUUACCCUUACAGCCUAUAUUUUGACAUCCCUCUUAGGUUUUCAAACAUAUCAGACUUCCAUGGAUAUGAGAAGGUCUGUUGAGUUUUUGGAGUCACAUUUCAGGGAAGGUGUUUCAGAUAAUUAUACUCUAGCUCUCAUAAGUUAUGCACUGUCAUCUGUGGAAAGUACUGAAGGGAGAGAAGCUUUGGAUCGGUUGAACCAGAGAGCAGAGCAUGAAGGAGGCAUGCAAUUCUGGGUGUCAUCGGUAUCCAAACUUUCUCAAUCAUGGCAGCCGAGUUCCUUAGACAUUGAGAUUGCAGCCUAUGCAUUAUUGUCACACUUCCUGCAAAAUCGGAUGGCCGAGGGAAUGCCUAUUAUGAAGUGGUUAAGCAAACAGAGAAAUAGUCUGGGAGGUUUUUCCUCUACUCAGGAUACCAUUGUGGCCUUGCAUGCCUUAUCUACAUUUGCAGCUCUCACCAUGACUGGACAGACAGAUAUGAGAGUAAAAGUAACUGGACCUAGUGUGACAGCACCAACAGAAUUUCUGAUUAACAAUAAAAAUCGCUUUAUUUCUCAAACAGUAGAGCUUGCUGUCACUCAGCCAGCUUCAGUUACUGUUUCAGCAAGUGGUUUUGGAUUUGCCUUCUGUCAGCUCAAUGUUGUUUAUAAUGUGAAAAAUUCAGAAUCUUCUAGAAGACGGAGAUCUAUCCAAGAUCAAGAAGCCUUUGAUUUAGAUGUUGCCGUAAAAGAUAAUGAAGAUGAUAUCAAUCAUUUGACUGUGAAUGUAUGUACCAGGUUUCGGGGACCAUCCAAGAGUGGUAUGGCUCUUAUGGAAGUUAACUUACUGAGUGGUUUUGCAAUGUCUCCAGAUGCAAUUCUACUGAGUGACACAAUUAAGAAAGUAGAGAAUGAUCAUGGCCAAGUCAACCUAUAUUUAGACUCUGUAAAUGAAACACAAUUUUGUGUAGAUGUUCCUGCUGUGAGAAACUUCAAAGUAUCAAAUACUCAAGAUGCCUCAGUAUCCAUAGUGGAUUAUUAUGAACCAAGGAGACAGGCAGUCAGAAGUUACAACUCCAAAGUGAUGCUGGGUGUUUCCCCUUGUGACCUGUGUGACAAAAAACAGGACUGCAAACUUUGCACGGACAGCUCCCCAACAUUAUUUCAACACUCGGCAGUAGUUUCUUUUGGGUGCUUCUUGUUUCUCCUCUUGCAAAUUUGGCUGUGAUCUUUUAUUUUGUGAGGGAUACAUUCAGAUAGUCACAAUUAAAUUUGUCUUCUGACUGUGUUUAAAAAGGGUUAUUUCCAUGGGCAAAAGUGAACAAAUAUCAGUGCAAACUUCACUCAUGUUUUUCUUCCCCUCCACCUCAGUAUUUAAAAGGAACCCUGAAUCUAAUUCAUUUGGAACAUAAUUUUGGUGGCCUUUACAUCCCUUCCUCUACUCUUUCUUUCUCUACCAGGAUGUUUUUGGGCUGUAUAUAAGGUAUAACUAACUUCUUCCAGAGUGAGAAUGUUUUAUUAUGAGGUCUUCAUUUAUCUACCACAUUUGAUAAAUGAAAUAGAGGUUCUUACUGAAAACAACUGUGCAUUAGUAGUAGGACUGGUAUGAAGGGUACUGCCUUUUCUCCAAGAAGAAAAUACUUUUAUGGGUGGAGUCCCUUUGAAAGUUGGGAGAGGAGAAAGCAAAGAAGAAACUUGUUUGGGCCCCACUCUUACUCUCAUGGCCUCAACAUGCCCUUUCCAUCUUUUAUGAAUUUGGUUCUUUCCAGAGCCUGAGGUAGCGAAAUAAAAAUAAACUGGAUUGGUUUUUCUCCCCCUAACUCUCAUAAUUUCCCCAAUUCUAAUCGUUUCCUCCUUUCUCUCCUUGUUCUCUCAGAUUCCAGUAAAACUCAGGCAUGAGGUCUGAGACUGUUCCAGUGAAAACUAGUUUCACUGGAGGAAAGUUGAUCUGAAGACCAUGAUUUGGUUUUUAGGGUUUACUGGCAGCCUGAAUAAAAGGCAGGUGGGAGGGUGGGAUGCAGAUCAGGUAUGUGUUCAGAGUUCCAUGUUAAAAUUAUGGGGAUCAUCUUAAUAAUACACUGAUCACUAUGUGCUUCUGGGCAGAAAUCUCAAUUUUCUCUGGAGCCAGAAGACCUAUAACUGGUCCAAAGUAAGGAUAUACCUGCUAUUGUAAGAUUAGGCAAUUUAUAAGGAAUAGACUAGCAGGACAGAUAGAAUCAGGAGAUUUGGGGUUCAAAUACUGCCUCUGACACAUCCUAGCUGUGUGGCUGUGGGAAAACCAUAUACCUUCUCAGAGCCCCAGGUCCCUUUUUAAGACUAUAAAUCACAGACGAGUUGCUGACCUGAAUCAUUGGAGGGAGUUCCCCACACCUAUGAAAUGACAGGUUGGAAGAAAAAAAAUACACCUUUGAGUUAUUUCUUAUAUAUAUUUAUAUAUAAUUUCUUAUUGCUUAUGAAGGUUUUGAUUGCAAAAGUUAAAUAUUCUAUCUUAGGAAUCUGGAAAUGAUCUAUUAUUAUUAAUGUUUGAAUGCAUAUAAUAUGGAUAGAGAAUAGUUUCUUAUUUGGUGGCCUAGGAAGAGAGCAGGUAACCAUUCAAUCAGUUAUUCCAGUAAUUUUUUUCAAUGAGAUGAUAAUAUCUGCCAAUUAGUAUUCAUCUAAAACAACUCUUAUCAAUUGUGGCAGGGCUCUUGACAUUCUGAAGUAUAGGCAUACUUUAUAAUAACAACAACAUAUUUAUUUAGCAUUUUUAUAGUUUACAGAGUGCUUUUCUCACAACUCCUCUGUGGAAGGAGAGAGCAAGUAGCACUGAUCUCAUUUUAUAGUCACUUAGAAUUCCACACAAGAAUGAUCUAAGUAAACAUGAUUUAACUGAAUGCGAGGAAUUAUGAGAUUUAUUCAAAGUCACUAAUAAGUGGUAGAGAUAAGAGACUAAUAACUCAGGUGUCCUGAUUCUUGGUCCACUGUUCCUUCUUCUGAGCAGUGAUUCCUUUUUAGAUGAAACUGCCUUAGAAUUAGAUUUCUAGGUUGGUUUAGCAAAUAGCCCCCUGGAUGGAAUCUCAGAAUGGUCCUUUAUGUAAUUCUGCUCUCUUAAAAGAAACAUGGGUGGGCAGCUAGGUGGCACAAUGGAUGGAAUGUUGGAUUUAGAAUCAGGAAGUCAUUUUCCUGAAUUCAAAUCUGGCUGUGUGACCCAGAGAAAAGUCACGUAGCUCUGUUUGCCUCAGUUUCCUCAUCUGAAAAAUGAGCUAGAGAAGGAAAUGGUAAACUAGUAUCUGCCAUUUGUUGUUAUUCAGUUGUUUUAGUCGUGUCCAACUCCAAAUGGGGUCAUAGAGGGUCAGAUUCAACUGAAAAAUGAUUAAACAACAUAAAAAUGCCAUUUUGAGGUUCCAUGGUCAAAAAUGAUUAAAAAUUACACGAGGUUCCAAUGUAUAAUAUAUGGAAACUUGGAACUGGACCAACCAUGGCUAUGGCCCUGCCCCUCUCAACUUGUGCCAUCAUGUGAGGUGUUUGACAAUUUUUCUAUGCUCCACUUUCUUCAUUUAUAAAAGUUGACUGAUUGUACUCUCUAGAGAGUCCUUUCUGUGUGAAUAGUAUCUCUCUUUUCAUUAACCCUAGAUUUAUCAGCUUGUAGAGUGCUGCUGAAAGUGAGGGGUGAACAGCUAAGGCACCAUGACAGCUGAGCUUUGUGAAUAAACGUGAGCUCUGGCACUUCCUACUACUGGGCUUCCCUAAGGGCACUUUCCUAGCUAAAAUGUGGGGUGGUUUUUAGGAUUAGUGACCUUAGAUAUAAUAGUGAUACGAUAGUAGUAUUGGUUAAUAGUAUUAGCUGUUGAUAUUCCUGGAAAUAGGAGAGGUGUUAAAUGUAUAUAGCGAUUAAUGAAUAUUAAGGGAUAAAUUAACUAAGUCUUAUUAACCUAUGUAUAAUAUUUAGGUUUUCAAGUAUUCUUAAUUAACUUUAAAUUGCCUUUUCUCCUCUUUUUUAUUCUCCUCAUGUGGACCCUAAUAAAUAUAGAGUCUGCAAUAAAUAGAGUCCCUAAAACUCUAAUAAAUCCCACCCUUGUAUUUUGGACUCAUCAGUAAUCUACUAGAGGACUUUCAUGCAUUACCAAAGGACCACAGACCAUACUUUAAGAGCCAUAGAACCACUAACUGGCAUACAAAUUAGGAGUAAGUAAUAAAGUCCUUUUCCUUUUGGGUUUCUUCAUUUUAGCAGUUCGUUUUUCACAAGUAUAAUCAGAUAUCAUUUUAAAAGUUUCAUUUUAAGUCUUCUGAAAGGUAGGCAUUAUCAGCUGAAUGUAUCCUGCCAUGAAAAAGUACUUAUAUAUUUUAAUUCUCAAAGGCACUGUCUUCUGCUUAGCAUUUGAGCUAACAAGGAUCCUUGAUCGAGAGGUACAAGGGACAUCAGCAGCUGCUUUGUCCAGUCUUCUCAUUUUAUAGAGGAGGAAUCUAAGCCCCCAGAGAAUGAAGUGACUUGCCUAAGGUAGUCCCAAAGGUGUUAAAUGUCAGAGGCAGAUUUUGAACCCAGUUCCUCAGACUAUAGAGCCAGCUCUCAUCCCACAGUAUCAAACUACUUCCUAAUGAUAGACUGAGAAAUAUUAAACUUGUGUGGAAUCCAGGAUGCAUCAGAUAUGCCAGGGUAGAGUUAAUAUUAGAGAUUAAUAUUUUUUCUUAGUACCUUUCAAACUAUGUUUGAAGAAAAAGAACCCUGAACUUAAAAAAAAUCCAAGUUCCAAAGUAACACAUAAAACAUAUUAGUAACUUUUGGGAAUAAUAGUGACAAUGUAUCAGUUCUCUUAGCUAAGCCAAAUUAAAUCUGUAUUUGUUAUCUUAUGUCCAGGUGAAUAAUACAGCACUGGUCAUACUGACAUGAUUAAAAAAAUGAAAGUCUAGUUCUUUUAAAAAGUAUUUCGUAGGUCAACAAUGUAAAACCUUUCAGAUUAUGUACCUGCUCUUCUGAUACUGUCAUGUAAACUAGAAUAAUUUUCGAAAAGACCUUUAGCUUUUUUCUUUGCCUAUUUUAUUGAUCCACAACAGGAAACCUUUCCAAAAGGACAUUUUUCUUUGUCAGAUUUAGCUUAGCAAGAAAUGUUUAAUUCAUUCCAAAUCUAAAAGUGCCUGCUGUUUGUAUCUGGAACUGGCACUUUAAGGUCCACAAAGGUGGCACUUUGCUCACAAUCACCUUGUGAGGCAAGUAGUGUAAGAAGCAUCAUGAGAUCAUGGAUUUAGAGCUCCCAGACUUAAUUCAAGCAUUAAGCACCCACUGUGGGUUAAGCACUGUUCUGGUGUUGUGAAUAUGAAGACACAUGGUAUCUAUCAUCAAAGAGCCAAUAGUCUAUUGGUUCUGCGAAUGAAUUGAGAUGGUCUGGACUCUCCAUUUUAUAGAUGGGGAAAUAGGGACUCUGAGAGGAUAUGACUUGUGAUCUGAACUCGGAUCUCCCGAUUUCAAGAGACUGAGAGCCAUUAUACCAUACUGCCUAUGCCAGUACCAUGAGCUUUAGAAUAUGCUAUUUCAUUGUGCAAUUAAUUCCUUUUUUGUUUUUUUUUUGUUACAAUUAAGGUAAAUGGUUUGAUUUUCAGUUGAACUUCAAAACAUUUUCUCCUUUCAGCUUUGGCUUCUGCUUAUCUGGCAGGUCUCAAGUAUUUUCUUUGGGUUUAUUUUAAAAUAAUAGGAAAGCAUAGCAUACUUUUAGUACCUCUCCCAAGCACUCAUCCAUUCCAUACAAACACAUAGUCAAUAUAACUAUAAUGCAAAUUAGAAUACCAUAUAUGCCGAAGAGAAUCAAGCAGCUUAUUUCAUAUUGGAAAUAAACCAGCUGCCACAGUCACUUUUGGCCAUCAGAAACGAGGGAAAAGGCAUGUAAAUGCCAUCAACCACUCUAGAACGUUAGCUAGUGAAUUUGAACCUUUGACUACUAUUUCCUUCCUUAUGUUUCAGUGACGCGCCACGUGGAAGGGUACUGUGAUGUCCUAUCAUGCCAUGACAUAGCUUGUCAGUUUCAUUUUAAUCACCUGAGUGUGGAGGAAAGGAAUGUUUCCUAUACUAUUUCUGGCUUUCAUUUUCAAAGAGCAUUUUUGUGUUUGGUUAUAAAGAGCAUAUGUGUGCAUGGGUGUGUAAUUUAUACUUUUUAGGAAUGACAUUGAGGUAUGUGUUACUUUCUAUUUAAAAAAUUAUCAUUCUGCCCGUGUGAGUGAGUUUGUCAUGAGGAUUAAAGUUACCAUUAUUGUGCAGGCAAUAUGUGCAGGCAACUGAAUAAUUAUCAAACGGGGACAGUUUCACAUUCUAUCCUACCUAUAGAUUAUCUUCUGUAAUUUCCAUGUGAUGUGACUCUCAUCUGACCCUUCUGACCUUUGGCCUCUUGCGUUUGUCACAUAUGUCCUUGAGGUGAAAGAAGAAAAGAAAGAAAAUGAAAGAAGAAAAUGAAAAUAAUGGUCUCUUGCUUGAGUUUCCUUUGGAAGCCUUGAAAGAUUUUUAUUAAUGACAAUUCCUCCCUACUUUGGGAAUUUGUUUUGCUUAUGCAAAGGGUACUGGUAAAAUAUGACUGAUUUUUUUUCCUCCAAGGAUAAAAUUGUGAUGUAUUUAGUAAGAUCAGUCUAUUUGUUUUACUUUUAAAUGUUUGCAUUUCAUGCUAUUUUUCUUCCUCUUCAAACUGUACAUGAUUAAUGUCCAGAAUAAAAGAAUUACCUUUAUGUAUUCAAUAGAAAAUCAUGGCUUACCAAUAAAAUGUUUAAAACCUA
Monodelphis domestica (gray short-tailed opossum) is the source of this 10085-nucleotide messenger RNA. It is a transcript of the gene CD109, whose product is annotated as CD109 molecule. Gene Ontology annotation, molecular function: endopeptidase inhibitor activity. NCBI's taxonomy places the organism in Eukaryota, Metazoa, Chordata, Mammalia, Didelphimorphia, Didelphidae. Gene Ontology annotation, cellular component: extracellular region. The record is from RefSeq and is a predicted model, not a curated record.